UUGUGAUGUGGACAAAAUGAUCGGGGAUUUGUUGUUGUUCGGGACUUUGUUGGCGAAUGCCGGAGCCGUGCUCAAUUUUAAACUAAAGAGGAAGGAGUCACAAGGAUUUGGAGAUGAGUCUGGUGCACCAACUACAGGUGACAACAUCCGGGAGUUCCUGCUCAGCCUCCGCUACUUCCGCAUCUUCAUUGCGCUGUGGAACAUCUUCAUGAUGUUUUGUAUGAUUGUAUUAUUUGGAUCCUGAAUUGGAUUUGCGAUCAUAACGUGGUCUCUCCCUGUACACGUGCAGUCGCUCGCAGCCCCUCUAAAAACAGCUGUACAGAAACGAUAACCCUCUGUAUUUAUUGUAACCCACCAUUAUCAACUCCUUGCAGUUAGCUUUUCCCUGUAACAUCUGCCUUUGUGUAAUUUGGACCAAUGUGGGGUGGAUCAUGGGUGAUUUUUUAAAAAUAAAAUUAAACUUACAUUCUGUCAAG
This is a messenger RNA of Periophthalmus magnuspinnatus, 476 nucleotides long. It is a transcript of the gene smim7, whose product is annotated as small integral membrane protein 7. The coding region runs from base 17 to 244 and encodes 75 amino acids. The record is from RefSeq and is a predicted model, not a curated record. The transcript is spliced from 6 exons. Lineage: Eukaryota; Metazoa; Chordata; Actinopteri; Gobiiformes; Gobiidae.